AUGUCUGUCAUUGACGUGCCCGCUGUCGAAACAUACAAACCCCUGAUCGAAGCUCAUAUUCAACGGCUCAGUGAAGCUCGUGAAGACAGCGAUGUCGAUGCUCCUAUCCUGGAACCCGACUGUGAAGAGUUGCUCGAGCAAAUCCGAGAAAUUCGUAACCAGGGCGAUUCAAAAGAGGGCGCUCAAAUACACAAUGCCGCCGUCGAAACAGUAUUUCGCGAGAUCUUUGUUGAUGUCGUUGCAAGUGUCGAUAUUUCUGAACCGGCAUUCGCGCAAGUAUGGGUUUUGCUCGACAUCAUAACGGUGCUUUCCGACAACGACUUGUGCGAACCCGGUCUGAGUUUCUGGCUCAUUGAAGAGUUAUUGGAUAGUCAGACGAUUGAUGGGUGCAGAAAAGUGUUUGACUAUCUCGAGUCUCGAAGAGAGAGGAUAACAGCGAAACACUUCAAGCUCAAGAAUUUGGUGAUUCUAAGAUGUUGCAAUGAACUUCUCCGGAGGCUGUCGCGCGCAGAGGAUACCGUGCUUUGCGGAAGAGUUUUUAUCUUCCUGUUCCAGAGUUUCCCCCUGGGUGAUAAGAGCUCGGUCAAUCUGCGAGGAGAGUUUCACGUUGAAAAUGUCACGACCUUCGACCCUGCACCGAAGAAAUCGGCCGAUGCAAUCAAACCGAUGGAACUUGACACCGACACUCCACAAGCAACGUCGGGGGCUCAGACUCCAGCGUCGAACAGUCAAUCCCACGAGCAGGAAUCAAUGCAAAAGACGGCAAGAAAUACACCCGUCCCCAAAGCCGUGAAAUCUGAUACGAAAGACCAUGUGCCGCCCGAUCUGGACACGCUCUAUCCAAAAUUCUGGUCUCUCCAGUCCUUAUUCUCCUCGCCGACCAAACUCUUCGAACCGUCCAACAUGGCCAUGUUCAAAGAUGGCAUUGCAAUGACCCUGUCCUGCUUCAAAUCAGUCUCCAACAGCUCAGCGCCUAGCACAAACCCUUCCGAUAUACAGCGCGGCCUCAAACGCAAGCGAACCAAUACUGACACUUCAUCCUCAACCUCGACAUUUAAUCCGAAAUACUUAACGAACCGCGACCUCUUCGAUCUCGAAGUACAUGACAUUGCCUUCCGGCGUCACAUUCUCGUCCAGGCACUAAUUAUGAUCGACUUCCUUCUCAGCCUCGCCCCAGCGGCCAAAGCGAAAUUCGAAGGCCUCACAAAUAAAUCGGUCCUGUACUCGUACACCCUGUCGGAAGAGGACACCAAGUGGGCCCAGUCCACCCGAGCGUCAAUCGCGAGCUAUCUACAACAGGGCAACGGGAACGAAGGCAAAUUCUAUUACCGAAUGGUCGACACAGUGCUAUCCCGGGAUAAGAACUGGGUGCGGUGGAAAGCGGAGAACUGCCCAUCGAUAUCACACGACGGCGUCUCGGUACAGACAUAUCUCGAAGCCAAAGAGACACUCACAAAAUUGACGGAGGCACAAAAGGAGCCUCUUCCCAAUCCACCAGGCGCAGGGGAUCUGGCGUUCCUCUCGAAGAUCGAACCGCUAGAAACGCUAAAGCGGCCGUCGAAGCGGCACAAAGUGCCUACGAUGGAAGAGUAUUAUCGAGGUAUCGAGACAGAUAAUUUAGACAUGGACUUUGCAACGGAGGAGGAGAAGAAAGAAAUUGAGGAGCGCAAGGCCGGACGGGUGUGGAGAGCGCUGCGAGCGAGUGGAAGACGGUUCGUGCUUUGUGAGAAGGUCCAAUACGGUGGGGAUUUGAGGGCUUUGAUCGAGGGGGAUGUAGAGGCCGAAGCGGACGGGACAGCAGAGAAGGCAAGAGAGAACGACAACAAGAAUGCGAACGAGAAUGGAGAGGGGACAAAGGUCGAGGUCGAGGGUGAGGGUGAAGGAGAGAAAGAAAGGGAUAAUGAUGGGGAGGGAGAGGCCGAGGGUCAACAACCCGAACCUGACAUUGGAAAAGUCCCGUCGACUGCUGAAGAACCACCCUCCACCGAGGCAGAAGAAGCUGCUCCUGAAGAAGACAGGAAUUUGCAAGGCGAGGACGCGGAGAUGACUGAUGUUGCUCCUGUGGAUGCUACGGCCACGGCUGAGGAAGGAAACAAUGCAAUAGACGACGACACGGACAGAGACUCGGGCGAGACAGAGUGA
This is a messenger RNA of Rhinocladiella mackenziei CBS 650.93, 2142 nucleotides long. RefSeq lists its product as uncharacterized. Gene Ontology annotation, biological process: regulation of DNA-templated transcription elongation; mRNA export from nucleus. NCBI's taxonomy places the organism in Eukaryota, Fungi, Ascomycota, Eurotiomycetes, Chaetothyriales, Herpotrichiellaceae. The coding region runs from base 1 to 2142 and encodes 713 amino acids. Gene Ontology annotation, cellular component: THO complex part of transcription export complex. The transcript has a single exon. The record is from RefSeq and is a predicted model, not a curated record.